This is a messenger RNA of Lottia gigantea (owl limpet), 861 nucleotides long. RefSeq lists its product as hypothetical. Lineage: Eukaryota; Metazoa; Mollusca; Gastropoda; Lottiidae. Gene Ontology annotation, molecular function: protein binding. The transcript is spliced from 8 exons. The record is from RefSeq and is a predicted model, not a curated record. The annotation marks the transcript as partial.
GAUAAUAAAAAUGAUUAUUUUUGUUGGAUUUGUCACAAGGAAGGUUUAUUGGUAGGAUGUGAGCUCUGUCCACGAGUUUACCACACCAAGUGUUUGAACAUCAACAGUGAGCUGCCCAAUGAAUGGGUUUGUCCUGAAUGUGAGCAAAUAAUGAAGAGUGAGUGCAUAGAAACACGAAGUAAAGCUAUGAGUAUGAUUUCUAUAGAUACAUUAUGUAAUCUAUUAAAACAUGCUCUACGCAGGAUGCAGAUACCAGAGAGUGAAGCGUUUGAGAAGCCUGUAGAUACAGUAUUAUUGCCUACAUAUUCUGAUUUUGUUUAUAAUCCAAUGGAUCUUGGCCAGCUUUCUAGGAGUAUCAGAAAAAAGCAAUAUGGCUGCACAGAAGCAUUUCUAGCAGACGCCAAAUGGAUCUAUCAUAAUUGUUAUGUUUUUAACGGAAGCGAUCAUCAUUUAACAAAGACAGCUAAAACUAUUGUGAAAAUCUGUAAACAUGAGAUGAACGAGAUAGAAGUCUGUCCAGAUUGCUAUUUAAAUUCCUGUGAACAAUCGGAUGAAGAUUGGUUUUGUGAACCUUGCAGAACUCCACACACGUUAACGUGGGCUAAGUUAAAGGGUUAUCCAUUCUGGCCAGCCAAGGCUUUAAGAGAAAUGGAUGGUUUAGUUGAUGUCAGAUUUUUUGGAGCCCAUGACAGAUCCUGGGUACCAGCUAGUAACGUGUUUCUGCUCUCUAAAGAAUGUCCAAUCCCGCAGAAAAAAAGGUCCUCCUACUUCAACGAUGCUUUUGAGGAACUUAAUCGUCAUGUUCAAAAUAUUGAAGAAAGAUUUGGGACAUUUGAAUAUCACCCAUUUCGAACACCGUAC